CCCCCUGCUGGUCUGUGACAGCUGCUCUGGCGCCAUCCAUCGCCAAGAAUCUGCGAGGGUGCAUAUAUAGAAGAGAGUUGUUGUGUCCGGAGCCGGUGGAGCGGACAUAUAUAGCUAGGAUCCAUAUAGACAUCUGAGUAUAGUGGAGAUGGGAUCCCUGAUGUCCGGUUGGAGCUCAUCAGUGCUGAGUGACAAGGAAGUUCGUUUGAUGAGGAACCGGUCGCUGACCAAGGAUGAGGUGGCGGCGUUCUGGAGGAGGCAGCAGCAGCAGGGCAGGCCAGCAGCGCCGGAGCCGAACGCCGGCUCUCCCGGCGCGGAGAUACUAGUCCCGCACGCCGCUAAUAAGCGUCAGUUGGAGGCGACGAGGUCCUUGCCUCCGCUGCUAGCUGGCCGCGGCGCCACGAGGAGCAACGACGACGACCUCACGUGCUGCGCAGCUUACGGUCGUUACGGCGCCGGUGACCAGCAGCUCGUCUCUUCCCGUAGCGAGCCGCCAUCGCCGGCGGCGACGGCCCGAGGGGAGGGUUUCUUCCUCCCCGUCCCCGAGAACGCCGCCGCCGCCGAUAGCUCUGGCAUGAGCCGCGGCUGGUGGACCCGGAGCAGCUGGGCGUUCUUGAACGAGCCGCCGCCGACAAGGGAGGAGGUGGUGUUGGGCAGGGCGCAGAGGAGCUUCGCGUGUGACCAGUUCCACGCCGCACGGAUCGUCACCGGCAACGCCUAGUAGCUACGCGCACUCGUGUAGUCAUGUAUACAUGACAUGCGUCUUGUCCGUGUCCUUGUAGAUAGAUAGAUAGCUUUUGGUUUCAAGUGUGCGCGCGUGUAUGAUAUUCACCACCUCUUCACCCUGCACGCACUAGGUAUACUAUAGGGAUUAGGGGGUCCCAUGCGUCAUCGUCGAAAGAUGUCCUCUCCGUGUAAACAGACACUACUGGUUUUGGAUCA
Sorghum bicolor (sorghum) is the source of this 942-nucleotide messenger RNA. RefSeq lists its product as uncharacterized. Lineage: Eukaryota; Viridiplantae; Streptophyta; Magnoliopsida; Poales; Poaceae. The transcript has 5 exons. Bases 149 to 721 code for a protein of 190 amino acids. The record is from RefSeq and is a predicted model, not a curated record.